Molecule: messenger RNA, 7301 nt
Organism: Protopterus annectens (West African lungfish)
Lineage: Eukaryota; Metazoa; Chordata; Ceratodontiformes; Protopteridae
Product: mitogen-activated protein kinase kinase kinase 10-like
Exons: 11
Coding region: 1475-4684 (1069 amino acids)
Biological process (GO): positive regulation of apoptotic process; microtubule-based process; protein phosphorylation
Cellular component (GO): centrosome
Molecular function (GO): ATP binding; protein binding; JUN kinase kinase kinase activity
Source: RefSeq, a predicted model, not a curated record
CUUCUGAAAGGGUGACCCCACCGGUACAGUUUGUACGCUGCCCUACCAGAUAAGACUGACGUUACCAGAGGAAGUAUUCGCGCAAAACCAGGCGCUCAAUGUUUUAGCAGUAUGCGCUUAAUUGUUAGUUACUGCACGAAACGUAUUAUGACAACUGAAGCAAAGUAUGUAUAUUUGAAAAAAGUUAUCAACUAAAGCCAGACAUGACAGGCCAGCGUGCAUUUAUGGAGGGUGAAGAACUGGGCGGGCAGGUACUCAGUGUCGUUUACAGGUGAACGCUUUUCCGGCGAAUAUCGGCGUAUACAAACUGUACAGUUACUUUGGGUACAUGUAUCUACUCAUUGUUUCUGUGGCUUGAUUAUUGUUUUGUGUCUUUAGAGUUCAGCCCAGAAAAACAAAAAAAAAGUGGUGUCAUCUGAUCUGGGGCUUUUCCUGCUUAAAAAUGCAGUAAAACCCCACCCUCCGAGAGCCUGCGGCUUUUGCCUAGGCGAAAGGACAAAAGUCCGGGGAAAUAAGUUAGAAAACAGCAGGGAAUGUAACUAACAAUUUCGUUUUCACUUGAGAGGACAAACUACAGGCAAAGUCGAAGGAGAGAAAAAAAAAUCAUUUCCUGAGUGCAAGCCGGGCCAUUUUACUUUGUUGAGGAAGAUAAUUAAUUCUUACUUUAACUAACUCAAGCUGGCAGUUUCCUGUUUUAGAACUUUAGUGCUAUCUCCCUUAGGCAGUGUGCUGGCUUUUCAGUUGCUGACUGGGAGUUUGGAAUGAAUAAACGCGUUUAUAUUAACGGAAUUACCGGAAUGUAGCUGUUGUCCAGUACCUCGUCUGCGGGGGACUGACAGAAAACUUCAAGAGGUCCCCGAACUUCGUAGGUGCCAGGAAAUAGUCGCUUUUGGAGUAGGUAAGGAUCAUUGUUUCAGAAAAGUGGCAGCUGUAAUCAAGUCGCGAGGAAGCGAGCAAAGGAACUUGGGAACGAUCUAUCGAGAGCUUUGAUUUUUUUAAAGUUGUGGUCAUGUUUAGAACUAGUUACCUUAUGUGGUUUCGUGUGUUUCCUGCUUGGAAACCGGCUGUUUAGAGAGUUUACCUGGAACUUGUUUGAAACAGUCUACUUCAUUAAGUUUGAAGAUCUAAAGACGCAAAAAAAAGACAAAAGCAAAAAGUUCGUUUUGGCAGAUUUCUGUGAUUGUAUCCAGCAAGUUACUGUUAGACAUGCGAUAGUUGAUGCAUGUAUUUGUCAGUCAAGUGUUUGUUUCCUUUGGUUCCUAAAUCUGGCUGACACUUUUUCAUAAUAUGGACAGUACGCUGCGUUAUCACUUACUAUAAUCUCCAUGCGUGCUAAUGGAAAACGUAAUUUUGUGGGUAUUUAAAAGUCUGUCACAUUUUCUAGGAUAUUGCAGGGCUAUAGUUGGAUGUACCUAAUAUCGUUUGAGAUGGAUAUUCCGCCACAACGGUAGUGGGUGGCGGUGACAGUCUUUUCAUGGAGCCACUGAGAAACAUUUUUUCCAGACCUUCCCUGCCUCCAUGGUCCAGUGGCAAAAGUCAUGGAUUUGAGCAAGAUGGCAGCUAUGUAAACCCAUUCUGGACAGCGCUCUUUGACUAUGAAGCCAGUGGAAAAGAUGAGCUUACUCUUCGUAAGGGGGACUUGGUUGAGGUAUUGUCAAAAGAUUCUGCAAUUUCUGGAGAUGAGGGCUGGUGGGCAGGGAAGGUCAAUAAUAAAGUAGGUAUUUUUCCCUCCAAUUAUGUGUCAUUUAAACCCCCUGGCUAUUCUAAGUUAAAGAAUGGUGAAGUUAAAGAUCUGGAAGGCCCACCAGAAGUUGAUUUUCAUGAACUUUCUCUUGAAGAGGUCAUUGGUGUUGGAGGCUUUGGAAAGGUAUACAGAGGGACAUGGAAUGGUACAGUAGUGGCAGUAAAAGCUGCUAGGCAAAACCCAGAUGAAGAUAUCAGCAUGACUGCACAUAAUGUACGCCAGGAGGCCCGAUUGUUUGCCAUGCUAAAACAUCCAAAUAUUAUCUGUCUAAAAGCAGUUUGUUUACAGGAGCCCAACUUGUGCCUUAUAAUGGAGUAUGCCGCUGGAGGCCCACUUAGCCGGGCUCUAGCUGGUCGUAAGAUACCCCCUCAAAUCUUGGUGAACUGGGCAGUUCAGAUUGCCAGUGGAAUGCACUACCUGCACAGUGAAGCAAUUGUUCCAGUUAUUCAUCGGGAUCUUAAAUCAAAUAAUAUCUUACUUUUUGAGAAGAUUGAAUAUGAAGACAUGGAAAACAAGACUUUAAAGAUAACAGACUUUGGCCUUGCCCGAGAGUGGUACAAAACAACAAAGAUGAGCACUGCUGGGACAUAUGCAUGGAUGGCUCCAGAGGUCAUUAAAUCAUCCAUGUUUUCAAAAGGAAGUGAUGUUUGGAGCUAUGGCGUGCUGCUCUGGGAGCUGCUGACAGGGGAGGUCCCUUAUAAAGGUAUCGAUGGACUCGCUGUUGCAUAUGGAGUGGCUGUCAACAAGCUCACUCUUCCAAUUCCAUCAACUUGUCCCGAGUCAUUUGCACAGCUGAUGUCAGAAUGCUGGGACCAGGAUCCUCACAGAAGGCCAACCUUUGCUACAAUUUUGGAUCAGCUGACAGCCUUAGAGGAACAGGUACUGAAUGAAAUGCCACCAGACUCAUUCCACUCCAUGCAGGACGACUGGAAGUUAGAAAUCCAGGGGAUGUUUGAAGAGCUGAGAGAAAGAGAAAAGGAGAAGUUUAUUCCAAAGGUUUGGGAGGUGCUGUCUUAUAAACUUGCUUCUCCACUAUACAGUAUUUAUCUGUUGGUGAAGAUUUAUGUCCCUGAUUCUAGUAAUGAUGGAGAUAUUGGAUUUGUGAAGAAACAGGAGUACCAGGACAACUGGGUUUUUAAUGUAACAGCAAGCACGCAAAGCAUAUUUCCCCUCAAAACUAAAUUUACUUCUUACAAGAACCUACGAACCUUGGAUCAUCCCCAUGAGGAAGUUUCCUGGAAGUGUAACUGCAAGAGAAGGCACAUUGAUUUCCCUCCAGAAUCUUUAAUAGGAGACACUGAAUUAGAUAAAGAUUUUAAACACAAGAUCACUGUGCAAGCCUCUCCUGGUUUGGGCAGGAGGAGAAAUGUGUUUGAAGUUGGGCCUGGGUCACCUACAUUUAUUCCUCGCUUUCGAGCUAUAAAGUUAAUACCAGAUGAGGGCUCCAAAAAAUGGGAGAGAGGUUCUCCGUGGAGAUGGGAUCCAAAAGAAUACAGAAAUGGGGAACAAAUAAUUGGGCCAUCUUGGGGGCCGAAUAUCCCAAAGCUCUGGGAAAAUAAUCCACAGGACUCAUGUAAGCCAAGACUUCUGCAGGAUGACACUGUGUGGCAUAUGGAAACUGAAGGCCCAGGGUGUACAGUGCAUGCACCACCAUCUGGUGUGGCGAAUGGAGGUGAUAAGAAAGGUUCACCAUUAUUUCUAAGCCAUGGAAAGAUCCGACUACCUCAGAACUCCCCCAUAGAGUCCCCUACCGCAUCAUGCGUACUGCAUUCUUCAAAUAACGAGGGAAUGCCACAGCCAAAGACUACUCACAAAGCUUUGUUCAGCAGUGCAGCUAUCCUGGCCUCUGUGGCACUGGGACGAGAUCUGCAGCAAAUUUACCAUCUCGACAUGGAAGAAGAAAAGAAGGAUGUCCAUUUCAGUGAUAAAAGCUCAUUGUCAGAUGUAGAAGAUGAGAAACAGAAAGAGGAACCAAGUCCUGAUACCAGUUUGAAAGAGGUACCACUCACUGUACUUCCUAAGGACUUAAUUACAUUUUCUCCUGAUUCUUCUCUUGUUUUGAUUGACUUCAGUGAGCCAGAUUCUUCCAAGUCAUCAGAGUCUGCUGGUUCAGUGAAUCCACAAACUGGAACUGUAUUACAUGGUGAUAAUGAUUUAGAACUUGAAAGAAAACAGAAUUCUCAGGAAUCCCCCUUGCCAUUGUGGGAGCAGAGGUCACCAGUUGUUCCAGAGCGAAAGAGACGGAAUCGCAGUGGGGAUACUGUGAAAGUAAAGCUAGAUACUGCUCUUUCAUCACCUCCUCUUCUGCAUAUCGACAGGAUAAUACCUCCUCGUCCUCCAGAUGUGCAUCCUCGAAGUCCCAGACUUAGUCAUGUUGGCUUAAAUGUUAUUCCAAGGCCAAGACCUUCACCCAUUCGGAAUCGGAUAGACCCUUGGAGUUUUGUUUCUGCUGGCACUAAACCUGUUCAAACAUUAAGAUCACCCCAAGACACUCCUAACCUUCAGAAACCUGAGAAUCUUUGGACAACCCAAAAAAGUCCAGAGUUGUCCAAGAAUCCCUUUCUGAAUACAAAUCUGUUUUCAGUUUCUCCUUUUUCCAGUUCUGCAUUCCCCACUGAGCCAGUACAGACUUCUAGUUCUGACACCAUGGAGAAUCAAGCUGCCAUCUCACCUUUAACACCUUCGAACUUUGAACUUUCUCAUCCUUUACAUCAGAGAGAUAACUUCACAAAUGCACCAUUCCCACCUGCUCCAUCCCAGAAUCUGAAUUCACCUGGUAGUCGGAGCCCUUAUAGAUCUCCACGGACCUUGCAUAAAAGCUCUCCUCAUAAUCCUGAAUGUUAUUUUACAGACUUUGAUGAAGAGAAAAAAAAUAAAAAUGCAUCAGCAUCUGCUGUGUGGUGGCUUCCUGCACAGUCAGGGAGAGACUUCAUCGACUAAAGGCACAAGUGAGAGCUCUCUCUGUUACAGCAAGGUGUUUUAUGAGAUACAGUGCAAUAAAUUCCAGUGGUUAAUCACCUAAAGCCAGAUUCCCAGAGAUGUGCAAAAAAGAAAAGAAAAAAAGCUGAUGUCACUUCACUGGAGAAUCCUGUUCUAGCUGUUCUUUGGUAAAGACCACAGAAAAUCUUCACAAGCUGGUGCAAAGCAGAUGAGUUUGUGGCUAUAUUUGGAUUGAUCCUCUGAUAAAUUGCAUUGUUUCAUGUCAGAAAAUGAGAAGUGGUUUCUGGCUGGUUAUAAUGGGCUUUUGUUGAAAGAUUAUAUGGCCUGCAGAUGUGAAUUGUAACUAAAGUGUUUUUGCCUUAAAAAAAGAGCUGCUGGAAUGAUAUAUGGGUUGCCACUGCCAUUUAUGCCGGAGGUUGGCAAAGCAGUAGAUCUUGCUGCUUCCUGUUUUUUCUCAGCCUUGUGUAAAGAAUAUUUACCCCUUAGUUUGUUGCAAGGCAACAAAUGCCAAAUACCUCAUGAAUUUGUUGUAUAAAUGAGUACCACCUGUGAAUUAAUUCUGUGAAGCAAACAAAGAUUUCAGCAGCUGCUAUGUAUCCGUACAUCACUGUCAAUAUUCGUGUAGGUUAGGUUCACUGGAAAAACAGGGGCAUCACUUUUAUUGUGGAGCUUUUGGGGUGUGCUGCAGUUUCUUCCUGUUUUGGGUAUGCUUUUUCUAAUGUUGUACAUAUUGCAUAUAGUUUUUUAAAGGUUUUAAAUAAAAAGAUAAUGAAUUUAUUUUUGAGAUAUUUUAGUCCUCAUGGGCUUUCUGUUGCACCAAACUCUUUUAUAGAAAAAAAAGUGGUGAUGUAACACUGGAAAAUGUUUGUAAUUGGCUUAACCUUGCACUAAUGCCAUUUUUAAUUAAUUUAAUGUUCCUGUUGAGAAGAACUGACUGACAGGCACAGCAGAAUAUUGUUUUGUAAUAAAGCAAGACCACUAAAAAAGUGAAAAUUGUUCAUUGCUAAAGUAUGCAAUUAAAAAAUAAAAAUGCAGUCAAAUAAUGAGUUGGAAAAAAUAUGAACAUUGACAUGUUACUCUCAUUUAUGGAGAACUCACUUGAGACACUAACUCCAGUAGAAAGUUUAACCCCCAUCUCUGCCAUAUGCACACAAAUAAUGUAAAUAAUUUUUGAGAACUAUUUCUAGCUGAAGCAGGUAUAUGUAUGUGACCUUCACAUGUGCUGCAAUCCAUCUUUGUCAAACAUGUUCUGAUGUGGUUUGGGACAGUCCAAGAAUUUAAUAAGUAACAGGACCUGUUGUUAGCUAUAGCCACAAUGCAGAAUUCACUGUGAUUCAUGUCGGUGCAUGUGGUGGGUUAGAAUGCCAAAAAUUUUAGACUGUACCUUCCUCCUCCAGCUAGUUAGUACAGGAGACUGUUGAAGUUUGACAGUUUGCUGUUUCUGAAUGAGUUAUUCUAGCUUAUUGUGAUAAGCAUUCUCCAGAUUUGGUGCUGUCUAUUAGAAGAGAAAAGGUGUAUUUUGAAUUAGCAUUGUUGUUACCCCUUGGCAGUUCCAUUCACCAGUAUUUAAGAAUAUUUUAAUUACAAGCUGCUAACCCUUCCUUGCCUAGUUAUAAUGUGUGGUGCCAACCCAGGUUCUCAGAAUAGGUGUGAUUUAAGCAAAGGGCCUCCACUGUCUCAGGUUUCACUUUGUUUCUGCCGCUUCCUAAAACGUCUUUAUUUCUGUUUCCAAUGCUAUUACCAAUUAUUUUAAAGCUUUGAUAUGAUGAUCACCACUUACACACACACUUGGUCUCCAUGUCUGUUUUUUUUGUAAUUCCAUAAACUGUUGUUGAGUGUUGGUAGGUCUUGCCUGCAAGUUGUCAGAGACCCUUACACGUAAUUCUGAAAAUACUUAUCUAGUCAUGCCGAUCAUCUGCUAUGAGAAGAAUUAGAGUUGUCAUUAUACCUACAGAAGUACAUGUUGUACACCUUUUACAGAGUGAAACAUUUCUGUGAGGAAACUAAAAGGGUAUGAAGUACCGUGUACAUAAACACGUACAACUUUCCAUAGUUCCUGAAAGGUUGGUGCAGUGAAGAGGCUUCUCUCGUAAAUGAAAAUGGGGCAGUAUAGUAUGAACACUUCCAUACUUUGCAGUCUAGCAGCUUCCAAAUGUUCUGGUGGUUAUAUGUAAGUGUUUUAUGGUGUUUGUCAAACGUGUUAGAUGUCAUUACAAUAACAAAACCACAUUGCCUAUGGGUAACGCUACUUUGAGAUAAAUUUUAAGAAUGUCAAAAGCAGUCUUUCAUCCCACUACAUCUCUGGUGGUAGAGAUGAAGAAAAUUGUUAGGCUAUAGUUAGCAAAAAAUGGCAUCCAUUUUUUUUUCUGCUUACGUGUGUAAACAGCACAUUAUUUUGCCCUGGUUGCAUUUUACAGUAAUCCUGAAAACCAUGCAGGUCACUGAUGGAGUGAUGUUACUACAAGGCUGUACUGAAAAGGUUAAUGUGCAAUACAUGCUGCCUUUACUGCCCAUCUUACCGAUGGAAUUUGUGUGGGUGAGAUCAGAGUGAUAAUCUGAGCUAUACUCCUUAAGUAAUGGAAUGUUGCUUUGAUCUAAGUCUGGCAGAUAUGUCUCA